Messenger RNA from Microbotryum saponariae, 2740 nucleotides. Lineage: Eukaryota; Fungi; Basidiomycota; Microbotryomycetes; Microbotryales; Microbotryaceae. The record is from the annotation of a GenBank genome assembly.
AUGUCGCUGCGAUUAUUACCCCGACUUGCAGGUCGUAAGUACACCCGAACGGACAGGUUCAUGGUCAUUAGGACCGUGUUGCACUUCGUGGUCGUAUAUGAGGCAGUCGAGCUGAUUCCGAGCUGGGCUGGUGUUUCCGAUGGGCGCAGGACUGGCGUCGAGAACAGUCGCGAGCACCAGUGCCCGCCAGCUGUCGACGUCGGCCGUUCGCCAGCGUGUCGUUGCGACCUCUCCCGUCAAGGCCAAAGAGGUUCCCGUGAGUCUUCAAUUCUGGAAUACCCUGUGCGGAGCUGCGCGUGGGCGUUGUCGUCGUCGUCGUCGUCGUCGUCGUGGUGACCGGUCGAUGUCCCCGUGUAGGCCGCGGUUACUGGGCCGACUCGGGCCCACCCCGAUUUGGCGCGAUGCUCAUUGGCCGGCGAUCGAAACCGGACGUCCCCCGCCCAGCUCCUCUCCCGGGGCCCAGGGCAUUUGUAGAUCGCAGCUGACUGACGCUCCAUUCCGCCUUGCAACAGACGACCAUCUCGGGCAAAUAUCCUUUAAUCGAACAUGAGGUCAGUCUGAGACUCUCUGUCGCCCCUGCAGGUCGUAGCAAACGCGGGGUUUGUCGGUUACACCCGCUUUCCCCCUCUGCCGCGGCCUCUCGUCUUGCAUGGCGCAGCGGGCUACGUACGUCCAUCAUCCCGAGCGAUUACUGACGUGUAAUAUUUCAACACUGUCGUCGCCUUUGCCGAUUCUCAGUACGAUGCCGUCGUGGUGUGAGUUGGCGCGGUUCAUCUCUCCUCUUGACGCAUCCGAGGCUGAUCUUGCCGUGUCUCGUCGGUGAAACAGCGGAGCGGGUGGUGCCGGUCUUCGAGCAGCUUUCGGUCUUGCCGAGGCCGGAUUGAAGGUCGCCUGCGUUACCAAGCUUUUCCCGACCCGAUCCCACACCGUCGCCGCGCAAGGUGGCAUCAACGCCGCGCUCGGCAACAUGACCGAAGACGACUGGAGAUGGCACGCGUACGACACCGUCAAGGGGGGCGACUGGCUCGCCGACCAGGACGCCGUCCACUACAUGUGCCGAGAGGCGCCGAACUCGGUCCUCGAGCUCGAGAACUACGGUCUUCCCUUCUCCCGCACCAAGGAGGGCAAAAUUUACCAACGCGCGUUCGGUGGUCAAUCGCUCAAGUUCGGCAAGGGUGGACAGGCGUACCGAUGCGCUGCCGCCGCUGACCGAACCGGUCACGCCAUGUUGCACACCCUCUACGGCCAAUCUCUUCGCCACAAUACCGAAUACUUCAUCGAGUACUUUGCCACUGGUGAGCCCGGGGAUCCUCGCCGAGAUCAAGUGAUCGCGCAAGGUGCCGAUUGACUGACUGGGGUGUGAUAUUGGCUGCACAGAUCUGAUCAUGGAGGACGGCGAAUGCGUCGGUGUCAUGGCCUACAACCAGGAAGAUGGUACGAUGCACCGAUUCCGAGCGCACAAGACCGUUCUGGCCACCGGUGGUUACGGGCGUGCCUACUUCUCUUGCACCUCGGCCCACACCUGCUCCGGUGACGGUGCCGGUAUGGUCGCGCGUGCGGGCUUGCCUCUGCAGGAUCUCGAGUUUGUGCAGUUCCACCCCACAGGUAUCUACGGUGCAGGUUGCUUGAUCACGGAGGGCUCGCGAGGUGAAGGUGGAUACCUGCUCAACUCGGAGGGUGAACGAUUCAUGGAGCGAUACGCGCCGACGGCGAAGGAUUUGGCCUCGCGUGACGUCGUCUCGCGUUCGAUGACGAUCGAGAUCCGCGAAGGUCGCGGUGUCGGUCCCGAAAAGGACCACUGCUACCUCCAACUCUCCCACUUGCCGCCAGAGGUCUUGCACGAACGAUUGCCCGGUAUCUCGGAAACGGCCGCCAUCUUUGCCGGUGUCGACGUCACCAAGGAGCCGAUUCCCGUCUUGCCGACCGUCCAUUACAACAUGGGUGGUAUCCCGACCAAGUACACCGGUGAGGUCUUGACCGUUGACGAGAACGGCAAGGACAAGGUCGUGCCUGGUCUCUACGCCGCCGGCGAGGCCGCCUGCGUUUCCGUCCACGGCGCGAACCGUCUCGGGGCCAACUCGCUCCUCGACAUCGUCGUCUUCGGUCGCGCUGUCGCCCACCACAUCUCGGAGACGCUCAAGCCCGGGCAGCCGCACAAGCAGAUCUCUGCCGACGCCGGCCUCGACUCGAUCGCGGCUUUGGACCAGAUCCGCACCGCCGACGGCCCCAAGUCGACGGCCGAGAUCCGAUUGGACAUGCAAAAGGCGAUGCAGAACGAUGCGGCCGUGUUCCGCACACAGGACUCGCUCGAGCACGGUGUCAAGGAGUUGAGCCGCGUCUUGGGCACGUGGAAGGACGUCGGCAUCAAGGAUCGAUCCAUGAUCUGGAACACGGACUUGGUAGAGACGCUUGAGUUGAGGAACUUGUUGACAUGCGCUGACCAGACCAUCGUAUCGUGAGUCGUGUCGUAACUUCAUAUUGGUUGUCCUUCCACUUACAGAGACUGACUGUGGGUUCAUUUGAUUUCACGCACAGUGCCGAGGCGAGGAAGGAGUCGCGAGGUGCGCACGCCCGGGAGGACUUCCCCGACCGUGACGACAAGGACUGGAUGAAGCACACGCUCUCGUUCCAAAAGGACGUCAACACGGACAAGGUCAAGCUCUCGUACCGUAACGUGGUCUCGCACACCUUGGACGAGAACGAGAUGAAGGCAAUCCCUCCCUUCAAGCGCACGUACUAG